Messenger RNA from Musa acuminata AAA Group (dessert banana), 3322 nucleotides. RefSeq lists its product as uncharacterized. The coding region runs from base 103 to 1512 and encodes 469 amino acids. NCBI's taxonomy places the organism in Eukaryota, Viridiplantae, Streptophyta, Magnoliopsida, Zingiberales, Musaceae. The record is from RefSeq and is a predicted model, not a curated record. The transcript has 9 exons. Gene Ontology annotation, molecular function: RNA binding.
GAGUGCUCGUCGCGGCCCGAACCCAACUCGCAAGCCCUCAGACGCGGGCGGCGCAUCCCACCCGUGCGGCCGCUGCCGCCUCCGCGACAAUCCUCCGCAUCGAUGGGAAGCCGCUCACUGAUAGAAAGAUGGAAUCUGUCUCAUCUCCUGCACUGUGUCUCUCCUCCGAUCCCGACCUGCCAUCCUCCUCUUAUUUCCAGGUCCCGCACCAUCCUUGAAGAUUUUGAUCGAGGGGGAAGAAUCACAGGUUCCCUGCCGCCGAGGCUUUGGUCAAGUGCUAGCCCGAGAAGGUGGACUGCCAGAAUUGUGAAUGGUUUUUAUGCUGGUGGUUUCCGAAAUAUUCACACCAGUCAACCACUUAGCAAUACAGGCCAGGUUGUAAUGGAUCCUCAAAAGGAUACACAAAAUGUGGUACCUGUUAAUGACCAUAGCACCACAAAAGUAAAGAGGAAAAAGUUGAAAGGCAGAAGAGCUGUUGUAAAGUGGCUCAAGUUCUUUAGGUGGAAGAAGAAAAAGGAGUAUGAAAGAAUGACCGCUGAAGAGAAGAUAUUAUACAAAAUGAGAAAGGCUAAAAGAAAGGAAGAACGGCUUGUUGAGGCAUUGAAGAAAAUUGAACCUGCAGACUCAUCAGAGCCUACCCAUGACCCAGAGAUACUUACUCCAGAAGAGCACUUCUACCUCCUCAAGAUGGGUCACAAAUGCAAAAACUAUGUACCCGUUGGAAGGCGUGGUAUUUUCCAGGGAGUGAUUCUCAACAUGCAUUUGCACUGGAAGAAGCAUCAGACAUUGAAGGUUAUCGUGAAGACAUUCACCCCAGAGGAAGUUCGUGAGAUUGCAGCAGAAUUGGCUAGAUUAAGUGGAGGAAUUGUGCUUGAUAUCCAUGAGGAGAAUACAAUUAUUAUGUACAGGGGAAAGAACUAUGCACAACCACCAACGGAGAUUAUGUCCCCGAAGGUUACUCUUUCAAGAAAAAAGGCCCUUGAUAAGUCCAAGUAUAAAGAUGCCUUACGGGCUGUCAGGAGGUAUAUUCCUAAGCUUCAUCAAGACCUUGGUGAUCUACAAGAGCAGAUGAAAAGAGAGGGAGAAAGUAAAAGUAAGACAACUGAAGAAGCUGUUUCAAAUGCUGUUGAUAACAGAAUAAUUUCCGAUUGCCAAAUGAAAAGCUCUGAGGUGCUUGAUGUACUAGAAGAUGGAAACAGUGAGCCAGUUGAAGAUGAUUCGUUGAUGGAAUCAAGUUCUUGGUCAGAGACGGAAGAUCUGUCAGACAUGUUUGAGACAGAUUCUGAUAUGGAGGUGAUGGAGAAAUCAGAGCGUCCUCUGUAUUUAGAUGAAGUGGAAAAAUUUCCAUCAAAUAUUGAUGAGGAGCCAAAGGAUUUUGAGGAGCAUCUACGUCAAAUUGCUGCUGCCUCAAAGCGGAUUGACCUUUCUACUAAAGAUGUAAAACUGGCUGACUUGGAUGCCGUUGAUAAGAUUUUCUUAAGAGCCAGCUCCUUAUUGAAGAAAAGAAGAUAAUGUACAACCUGAAGUACAUGGUUAUUCCAUUAUUCUUCUUAAGCAUAUCAUUUGGAUUCCUUGUCCAUCAUACUUAGCUCUGGAAAAUCUUCCGAGAUGUACUGCACGGAUACUCCCUUAAUUUGUUUAGUAUUGAUUUUCUCAUUGUAUGUCCAAAUUUCUGAGAGAAACUAAUUAAUUUAUUUUACCUAUGUAAACAUUAAAUUUUAGAGGGCUUGAUUCUGAUACUUCUUGUCCAGAUAUAUAUAGAUACAGAAAACAAAUAUAUUCACAUGUCCAACCUGUGUCAGGUAUUUUCCAUAAACAGAUACCAAGUUUCAAUCCUAUGUUUUUCGGAGAACAUUUGAUCUUACGUGCUUUUCAAUCUUCACCAGGUUAAUUCUUGGUGGUUUCCCCAUUCUGCAGGAAUUAGGUUGGAGAAAAGUUCUUUGGAGAUGGUCAUUACUUAUAUGCAAAAUGAACAUGCAAAGCAAUGCAGUGUUUGCGGCUAGUCACAUUGUUGCUAUCUGCUGAGUUUGCUGGUUUCUCAUGAAUAUGGCAUUUCUCAUCUUGUUUGAACAGGAUCUUUAUGCCCAAAGCACAUCGGCUUUCUAAUAUGAUGUGCAGCUGCCUUACCUUAACUCAGGAAUACUUGUGCUUCUAGCAACCAGGAGGGACACCAUGUCAGCAUAUGCAACAUGAGGUCACGAGUGUAAUAUAUCUUACAGAAUGAAGAUGAUGCCAUGAUGGAUUACACUAUAAUGAAUUCUAGGUCAGAAGAGGGAAUGAAUUGUGUUACGAUCUUAACUAAGCAAACAAGUUAACAGUGGCUCUGGACCCUGGAGCUGAUGUUACUUCAACCAGCAGAUACAGGCAGCAGCAGCUCCAGAAAUUUGCUGGUGCCCACAGAUCAGCACCAUUGCUUUGGGCAAUCUUGAGUGUGGAGGCUACUGGCACAAGACACAGGCCACGGCUUCUGAGGCUGUAACAUUCUCUCUCCUACAGAUCACAUCAUAAGUGAUAGCAUGUUAGUAAAAGAGUUCAAAAGCUGCAUUCCCUUAUCGACUUCAGGAUACAACUGAGACUAACAACUCAUACCGUUGCACCAAAAUUUAGCAGGUAGUGACUACAGAUGAGGUGAUCGCCGGAGAUCUCAGUUAUGAGCUCACAAAAGAGAAAGUGAACCUACCAGGAACCGAGGAGAAAAUCUCUGCAAGAUUGAUCAGCAGCAGCACGAAGAAUCUCGUGAUCGAAGCCGUUGGAAUCUGCUCGCCGGAGAUGUCGUGAUCUCAAAGUCGCUCUUGCACUGGAUCAAAACGAAGUGAUGAUAGAAAGAGAGAGAAGAGAGCUUCUGGUAACUACUGAGGGUUUAAGCAUGAGGAGAAGGAUUGGCACAUCUAUAUAAACAGAGAGCUGAGGCAGUGGCAAGAAGUCUUGUGGUGAUUGGAAACGGAGGAAAGAGACCUUCAUGGACUUUUGUGACAGCUAAUAUCCAACCCAUGAGAGGGCCCCUCAUCUCUGCAAGGGUUGAUGUUAGACCGAGCCUUCUGAAGAGGCUUGUCAGGGGUUGAUAGCAUCAAAACCAGCAUUCUGAUACGAGUUCGAACUGCUGUAGCUGGCUCAUUCCACAGUGUGGAUCAUUGGAUUUGCCUAGGUAGUAGAGGCAAAAGAUUGUGCUACAUAUUUAAUUAGAGGAGGUUGUAUUUAUUGAUUUAUAACAGGAUCGUAUUAAUCGUGAAAUUUGAGUCGAUCGGAGGUGAUUUCUUGCAAUUCAUGAUGCACAAAUUACGGGAGAAUAUGUAAUGAUGCGGAAGAUUUCAUUUCUGCUUGA